AUGGCUCUUCCAUCACAUCUGCACGCCGAACAUCUCGGAUCAGGAGCUCCUUCAGGAGCCCAAACCCCAUCCCUUACCCAUCUCAAGCGCAAUCGUGAGUAUCACUAUCCAUUUGGGCCCAUGUGGAUCCUGGAAGUAGUGGCCAUCGAAGCUUUCUCCGCAUUUGUCAUGUGGAGACCAUUACGCCCACUUCAAGCAUUAAAGCAAGGGACCGACGAUGGUGGUAUCGACACUCCAGGACACGGCCAUCACUUUGCCAACAAGGGCGUCGACCCUGCCGAACUCAGCGGAACAUUGAAGAAGCACAUUGCAAAGGGUGCCCACGAGGGCGAAAGGAAGCUCAAUGACUUCAGUGCUGAUCCUACGGAGAGACUAAACCCUCAUUUUGCCAAAGCCUUUUUGAAAGAGGUGGACUUGGACGAGGACGCCCCAGUUGUUCCCGAGAACACGCCAGCUCACGCUGCCGAAGAGACGAAAUCUUAG
Messenger RNA from Acaulospora colombiana, 483 nucleotides. The record is from the annotation of a GenBank genome assembly. NCBI's taxonomy places the organism in Eukaryota, Fungi, Glomeromycota, Glomeromycetes, Diversisporales, Acaulosporaceae.